This is a messenger RNA of Penicillium subrubescens, 2876 nucleotides long. RefSeq lists its product as uncharacterized. Gene Ontology annotation, molecular function: DNA-binding transcription factor activity; DNA binding. Gene Ontology annotation, biological process: meiotic cell cycle; positive regulation of transcription by RNA polymerase II. Gene Ontology annotation, cellular component: nuclear chromosome. Lineage: Eukaryota; Fungi; Ascomycota; Eurotiomycetes; Eurotiales; Aspergillaceae. Bases 820 to 2562 code for a protein of 580 amino acids. The record is from RefSeq and is a predicted model, not a curated record. The transcript is spliced from 6 exons.
GGAACUCGUGGCGAUAAUGGUCGCCUCUCGGCUGGAUCGUUGACUUAGCUUUCAGUCUAUUCUGGGGAGUAGGAGGGUCAACCUCUUUGGUCUUUACCAUACCUCAUCCGUGAUCUACUUCCAGUCCUCCAGCAACCGGGGAGGAGGGACUAGACAUCCAGAGCGGGCUUGAUCUGAACAGGGUUCAUCGACCUGAAGUACUCCUGUACGCAAGACAUCGGGGAGGGCAUAUUAUCACGGCCGAAAUCAAAUAUCAUCAAUUGGAUGCGCACCCAUUUGGCACCAUCUAAUUCUCUUCAACCUCGUCCUGUGCUUUUUGUCCAGCCCAGCCACGAAACACUCGCCCUACUCCUUUCUCUCCCAAAGGAAAUUAAUCUCUGAUUGUUCAAGACCUCGUAAAAGGAGGCCUUUACACUUGCGUCCGGAGGAGGGGGUACUUUCUUAUCUAAGAAAGGACCUAUAGCCUCUCUCGUCCCUAUUAGCCUCGUUGUUUUCCGAUUCUUUCUCCCCUCUCUAUCGAGAAAUCAAAGGUACUCGGCAAUCGACGCUAUCCUUGAUCCUGGGAUCCCGGGCAGUUCGGCAGUCCAUCCAAGUUAGGGUUGCAGUACUUGCAGCAUACCUGGUGGACACUGGACACGGUCUACUCUCUCUCAUCGGUCCAUGCCAGUUACCUUUCGUUACCUGUCAAGGCCCGCCCUACCUUGAUUGAUUUGCGGACGCAAGUCACACUGGAUUACAUCGACAACGGUGCCUCUCACCAUUUCAGGACGCCAAUCGCAAAGGCAGGGUCCUUGAGCAACUGGUAUCAGCACAAUCGCAAUGAACCCUUCUAAGAACCCCCUUCUAGCCACUCUGCUUUCCGAACCCUUUGCCAUGGACUGCCCAGUCACCACAGAUGGGGACUAUAUCAGCUCCCAGGUAACAGGGUUUCCAGCCGAUGAAGACGACAACAGCCAGCGAGUCGGAGGCCUCGCCUCCAUGCCUGUCACUAACGGCGUGCGGUACCACGCACCGCAGUCUGCGAUGCAAGACUUGCAUUAUCCCAGCUCAACUGCACUCGCCAUGACUCCUCCCGAUUCCUGUUCCGACUCGUUCUCCCCAACUUCUGGUCCUCUUUUCCCUCAUAUGGCCCAACACCAACAUCCCUUUGAUCGCGUGACAGAUUUUCGUCGAGUACCAUCUCUUCAACCCCUUACUGGCAUGUCAGCAACUAUGCAAAGCCCAAUGCACUCUGUGAGCUCGAUCUCGGCAUUGAUGGGACGCAGCAAUGCCUAUUCAUCCUCAUACGCACUCCAGCGCGGUAUGGGCUUGCCAUUGAGUGGAAUCAAUGAUGUCUCUCGUGGUCAUGGAUACUCAGGCACUCCUCGUGGGCUGGAUAUUAUGGACCGAAAUCAGACAGCCUUACUCCAGCAAUCUCCAGUCGAGUCCCCACAGCGAUCACAUGCGUCGGCAGAGGCACCUCCAUUCGAGGACACGAGCAUUCUCGAAUCAAUUGUUACCGACUUUGGAGGUACACAGCAAACUGUCAAACCCGAGGUGUAUGCGAAGAUUGGGCGUGGGUUCUUCCCAUCCGAUAACAAGUGGACCUGCUACCGACGGAAUUACUUCGCUGUCACCUGCAGCUUCAGUCUGCAUCCAUAUCCUUCAAACGUUCCUCUCUACAUUCGCCAUGCAGAUCAGACUCUGGAGCCAAUUCGUGGCUUUGCAAUGUCUAUUUCUGCCAUAGUCAAUGGGCAAUAUGGAGAAACUCGAGAGCUCGUACAGCAUACGCCAAAAAGAGAUAAGCUGUCAGAGCGUCCACCACCUCGAGUGGUCCUACAACCUUCGCCACCUCAGUCCCUCACAUCUGCUUCCGCUGGAAACAGCACUCAUGGUUUCCCACUUGGCUCGCAAUCUUUGGACUACAAUUCCUCGUUCGCCGGCGCGCCUCAGCCUCCGCAGUCACAUAUGUUUGAGCGGAUCCAGUUCCAAAAGGCUACAGCUAACAACGGCAAGAGACGCGCCCAGCAGCAAUUCUACAACCUUGUCGUUGAACUACAAGCCGAGGUUGCGGGCCCAGUUAGCGGGGAAUCACAGUGGGUUCUCAUCGCGCGUCGACACUCGCAUUCAAUGGUCGUGCGAGGACGUUCCCCGGGUCAUUACAAGGAUGGCCGACGCGAUAGCACAACAAGCAUGGGACCCGAAGGAGGCAGUGGAGAUAGCAGUGGCAAUACCUUGGCCCACGUAAUGGGACAGACAGCACGCUCGCAUCUGCUUAUGUACGACUCACCACAUCGAGGAAGCUUGCCCUACGGACGAACAGACUAUCGCCAGAUGCCAACUGCUGAGCACUCACCGUUGAGUGAUAGCCCGCUCGUCUCAUCCUCGUCCUCGUCGGCCUUCGACUAUUCCAUGAUAAAUGACACCAUGGACCCGAUGGACACGCUGAAGACCGACCCCUACCAGGACCCAUUCACAGUGGUGUCUAAUAACCACCGGUCUAGUACGGGGAGCUUUGACCCGGUCUACUCGACGUACAAUGGGUACAGCACAAUUCAUAACAGUCGUAGUCUCUGCACCUAGAUCGGGAUACUUUGACCUAGCUCGGCAUGCCAAAAGGAAGCUUUUAUUUUGUCAGAGUAUUUCUCUCUGCAUUUAAUCUUAUCUUCCAAAUGUCACUUAGGUUGCGAGUGAAUUGAUUUUUUUAUUUGCUACGGAGCACUGGGAAAUGGGACAUCACGGAUUGGUGCAGAACGGCGCGGGAGAUCGAAUAUGAAUUCAGGGAUCCUUGAAUUUCUUUCAUUAUGUGGUUAUUUUACCUUUACCUUUAUCUCCAUUUUUAGCAUGUCAUCUUUUACUAUUUGAAAUUGAGAACUUCGGUUUCUUCUCCUUUUCUC